Messenger RNA from Mangifera indica (mango), 1215 nucleotides. RefSeq lists its product as uncharacterized. The record is from RefSeq and is a predicted model, not a curated record. NCBI's taxonomy places the organism in Eukaryota, Viridiplantae, Streptophyta, Magnoliopsida, Sapindales, Anacardiaceae. The coding region runs from base 161 to 871 and encodes 236 amino acids. The transcript has 4 exons.
UUUAUAACUCUGCAAUUCUCAUUGAUUAUUUUCCCUCCGUUCUUUCUCUGCUGUGACCACGCUAUUCCCAAUGAAAACUGGACUGUUGUGACGAAAAGAAAAACUAAUAUGGGAAGGAAACCCUACGCUGCUAAAAGUAAAGAAAGAGCUCCCAUGAAAUAUGAAGGGAAGGAGGAAUUGCCUCCUCAAAUCACAAAUCCUUCUUCAGAGAGAGCAGAAUUGUGGACCGAAAAAAACAAAUCAAUCCUUGGAGAAUGUAAAGCCACAACCUAAAAUGCAAUCCAAUUCUGGUAAUGUAUCUUUGAAAAGGAAAGGGAAGCAUACUGUUAGCGUUAGUGUUAGGCGCUCUGUACGACUUCAAGGUACAGUUGUGCACACCCACAACCAGGACAUUGAGCAUGUGAUUGAAGAGGUAGCGCUUAAUGAAAGUGAGAAAGAAGAUGAACCACCAGCAUAUAAGGAGAUGGAACAACCUGAACCAGCUAGGGAAGAUAAAAACUUGGAAGACAAAGUUGACUACUUGAUACAACUAAUGGAGAGUCAACAAAGCAAAUUUUCUCCUCAUGAGAACCCAUGUAUGUGUCAUGCCAGAUAUAAAAGCUUGUAUUUUGAUGCCCAAAAGAAGAUUGAAACCUUAACAAAUGAAAAUCAUCAGCUAGCUUUGAAGUUAGAAAAUGCGUUGGGAAAACUUGAAGCAAAUGAGAAACAUACUCGCUCUUAUUCAGAGCUGCUGGAGAAAUGGAAGGAUGUGAUCUUCAUUUCAAAUAUAACUAAAGCUGCAGAAAAUAUGUCCUCUCAAGCUCGACAUGCACAAGAGGCUGGUUGUGAAGCCAAAACUUCAUCAGCCAAGAAGAAGAAACUUGUUAAAUGAAGUGAAAAAGAAAUGAUAUUCUUGAUGUUAUUCCCAUUCUGCUGAAAAUCCAUCUUGUGCUUCAUAGAACUUGUGGCAGUUCUAUUAUACCUAGGCUUUUAGUGGCCAAGUUUAUUUUGAACCUGAAUUAGGUUUAUGGCUAUUAAGCAGUUAGUGGCAUCUAACAGUUUUUAGCUGUACCUUGGUGGUCCAGUUUGUUUGAACCAAGUCAUUUACUGUCUGUUAAGUGUGAUGAAGAUUUGAUGUAUAACUUGAUGAUAGCUUAAAACUUGAUUUUCGUCGUAGUAUGGGAAUCAGACUUGUGAAACUAGGUUGUUCAACUGCAAACAAUGAUCUUGUUUCCA